Messenger RNA from Symbiodinium natans, 201 nucleotides. NCBI's taxonomy places the organism in Eukaryota, Dinophyceae, Suessiales, Symbiodiniaceae. The record is from the annotation of a GenBank genome assembly.
AUGGCUGGUGCUUGUCCUGGGGCCCGGAGCCUCACCCUGCAGAACCUGACGACUGCCAAAGAGAUUUCCAGUGGCGCCGCAGACUUCUGCACGAAGGACUUGCUGGUCGUCCCGAAGUGCCUAGAUGGCAUGGCACAGAAGCUCUCCGAGCUGAACAAGGGGAACUUGAUUUUGAUGGGCGUCCCAGCGCCACAGAGGUAG